UUCAACAACUCUGAUGAUCUUAUCUUCUCUCACUUCAUUCAUAUAUAAGGGAAGCUCACAAUAACCCUAGUAGUUACUUACAAAUAUUCACCCUUCUUUGACCAUACCAUGGACAUUAUUGGCAAUAUUUGUCUCUUGAAUUUGCCAGAACCCAUAUUGGAUUGUAUUCUGAAGCUCCUUUCACCAAUGGAACUCAUUGAAAUGUCUGAAGUGUGUACUUAUUUAAGGGAUAGGUGCCGAAGUGAUCCUUUGUGGGAAGAGCAUGUAAAGAAGAAAUGGGGUAGAGUCAUUGGUGGUGUUGCUUACGAGGAAUGGAAAUGGCAUAUUACAACAGCAAAGGAGAAAGGAAUUGACCAACUUAGUCAACAUGGCAAUCAGAAUAGAUCACUAGGGUCUUUUUAUGGUACUUGGCCUAUGUUAUACCUCAGGUCAUAUCUAGAAGAUUGUAACCAUCUUAGUAGCUCUUUGGCAAAUUGCUUUAUGAUGACUUUGUAUUUCUCUCUCGAGAAUGGCAAGUUCUGGUUUCCAGCUCAAAUUUACAGGGGAUCAUUGGCUCGUGACGCCUUAGUUAGAUAUAAUUCCAAAACUGAUAACUUUGAAGCAAGAGAACAAAAUGGGGGUUGGCACUCAGUUGGUAGCAACAUCCAAUGGGAUAUCCUUAGAGUUCCCCCAGUUGAUACCCCUCCAUGUGAUCGACACAUCUCUGAUUGUUUACAAGACUUAAAGCCAGGGGAUCAUAUAGAGAUCCAACGGAAGUCAAGAAGAGAAAUUGCUUAUGAUUGGUGGUAUGCUGUAAUUGGUCACAUGGAAUCAUGCAGUGAAAAUGAGAAGUUGUGCCGUUGUGGCGACUCUGAGAAAUUGAUCGUGGAGUUCAAGCAAUACUAUAAUGGAUCAAGAAUGAGACGAGUAAUGCUACUCAGAAAUGGGGAACAAAGUGGAGAAACAACUGCAUACUAUGGAGGAAUUAGAAAGCUUCAUAGUGCGGAAGAGAUCCAAAGAUGGGAGAAGCUCUUGCCACCACAUCAAACUCCUUUUAUACAGAUGGGGGCGCGCAUUGUGUGUCGGGGGAUGGCACCACGAAGAGGAGUUCAAUAACUACAUUUCAAGUUGUUAUUAAGGUUCUCAUCUUGUAUUUGGAUAAAACGUCAAAGGUGGUAAGGUGUUCAAGUUGGCUUUCCCAUGGAGACUAAAGAACACUUUCUACAACAUACUAGAGGUCUUUGUGGUAAGAAAAUUGACAUGACGUGGUGGAUAGCUCUUGUGUGGAAUCUUUGGGCACUUGAAAUUUCAAUUUUUUAGGAAUAAAAUUCUUAAAUAUGUACUUGAAUUAAUUAAAUUUAGAUCUUGAGCAUAGCUAUAUGAAGACUUUUAUUUCUUUUUCAUUUUAUGAGUGGUAUAUGAAUCCACAUUGGUAUGU
This is a messenger RNA of Cajanus cajan (pigeon pea), 1417 nucleotides long. RefSeq names its product F-box protein At2g26850. Gene Ontology annotation, molecular function: protein binding. The record is from RefSeq and is a predicted model, not a curated record. NCBI's taxonomy places the organism in Eukaryota, Viridiplantae, Streptophyta, Magnoliopsida, Fabales, Fabaceae.